Molecule: messenger RNA, 1890 nt
Organism: Phytophthora sojae
Lineage: Eukaryota; Oomycota; Peronosporomycetes; Peronosporales; Peronosporaceae
Exons: 5
Coding region: 1-1890 (629 amino acids)
Source: RefSeq, a predicted model, not a curated record
AUGGCGGAUAACAAUGACCCGGCCUUCAUGCCACUGAUCCCAGGCAUGCGGUCGUGCCACUACGAACAAAUGACCAAGCCGCACUUCCGCCGAGGCCAGCUCCUGGAGCGCAUGUCGAUAGGCAAACUGACCUCGACCGAAAAAAUGCAAUCGGCACCUGCGACCGCAUUUCGCUCGAGCAGGGUCAGACGCGUCGUCGUGUGCUUCUACCUGAGUGACCGAUCCAUCUCGAUCUCCGAGCCUCGAGUGGCGAACAGCGGCAUUUCACAGGGAGAAUUCAUGCGACGAACUGUCGCUCGGAAGAGCGGCAACAAGAGCAACUCGUUGCCUCGGGAGAAUAUCUCGGACGACUUCUACUCGCCUGAAGACUUUCGCAUCGGCGGGGAGUUGCGUUUGUACGGGCGAAUCUUCCACAUCGUCGACUGUGAUGCUGCGACCAGGAGUUUCUACUCCGAAGCGCUUGGCGAGACGUUGGCAUCGCCACGCAUGUACCCGGACGAGUCAAGAUCCAGAAUGGACGAGGUCGACGAGCUGAAGAACACACUGCGCGUACGCACCCGCGCACUUGGGGCCAGCAAGGCGGAAGCCACGCGGAAAUUCCACGACCUGAGCCAAAAGGUCCUGCGGUUCUACGCGUCCUGGCACGACGAUCACCCGCUGUAUCCCGAGACUCGACACUUUGUGAUUCACUACUAUCUGUGCGACGACACUGUGGAGAUCGUGGAAGCCCGUGACAGAAAUCGAGAACGUGGGCGAGGACAGUUCGGUGUUUUGCUUUCGCGUAGGAAGCUGGCAAGAGAGCCCAGGACAGGCAAAAGACAGCAGAAUGACGACAAUGAAGAAACCUACUUCAUUACGGACCGAGACUUGCGGUGCGAGAAGUUCGAGCCGCCAACUCUUGAAACACCACAAACUGCUCCAAAGUGGAAACUCUUUCAGGCUGCGCAGCCACCUCAGCCAGCUCUUGCUUCAAACGGCCGAGGCACUAGCGGAUAUUCCGCCAACAACAACAACAGCUGCAUGCAAGGCGGUCUCGUAGCUCCGAUCCCAGGCGGUCAGAGUUGUGGACGAAGUUUCGUGACCCCGCUCUGCCGAGACGAUGAUCUGGACGGGAAGCAGUUGCGCUUUCGUGCACGCUUUCAAGGACUCCCACGCGGCGACAUGAACGCACAGCGAGAAUUCGUCGUCACCUACUUCUUGGAGGACGAAACGCUGGCAGUAUUCGAGCCACGCGUACGGAAUUCAGGGGUGUUAGGUGGCCGCUUCCUCGACCGCGCUCGUUUUCGAAAAUAUCCUAAGCUUUCAAACACUACCGGGGCACGAGAUGGAACCGUUCCGAUGCACUACCAGGCAUCCGACAUGUAUUCACACUUGGUGACUCUGACAACCAUGAAGAAUGUCAUGGGUCGAGCUGGAUUUACUUCAAGCAUGAACGAACAGCAAGUGAUAACCUUGUUCCGGAGGUUUGCGAGCGAUCCCGUCGGGUUCGAUAAUAACCAGGUUCAGGAGCCACUUUUCGCGUACGACGACUUCUGCGAUAUCCUCGCGGCACUUGUGAACAAACCGCCAACCCACGAGGAGCGUGGAGAUCCAGCACGCAGCAUAAGUUCCAAACUGAUGAAAAUCCCUAGACGCGGUUUGCCUCCAGUAAUGGGAGGAUUGACAUCCAUCGCCUGUGCGACUACGUCUUUCAAUUACCCACCGGCCACCAGGAAGCCGUCGACUCCAAGGAUAUCAAUUUCAGCUUGGAUUUCGGUGGUGGGGGAGACGAAGCCUUACCUCCAGGGUCGGCGAGUACUCCUUCAACAAAGAGAUCGGAAUACAACACAGAAACACCUCUGCUGUCUGCUCGGAAAACUACGGGAGGGGUGCAGACUACUCAACCAUUAG